This is a messenger RNA of Sinocyclocheilus grahami, 727 nucleotides long. Its product is annotated as ras-related protein Rab-11B-like. The annotation marks the transcript as partial. The record is from RefSeq and is a predicted model, not a curated record. Lineage: Eukaryota; Metazoa; Chordata; Actinopteri; Cypriniformes; Cyprinidae. Gene Ontology annotation, molecular function: GTP binding; GTPase activity. The transcript has 3 exons.
UAUUUCGGCUCAAACUGUGGUUAUGGUUUUCUGACGUGUUGCAGGUAUUAUCGUGGCGCGGUCGGCGCGCUGCUGGUGUACGACAUCGCCAAACAUCUGACCUAUGAGAACGUGGAGCGCUGGCUGAAGGAGCUGCGAGAUCACGCCGACAACAACAUCGUCAUCAUGCUGGUGGGAAACAAGAGCGACCUGCGCCACCUGAGAGCCGUUCCCACCGACGAGGCGCGCGCUUUCGCAGAGAAAAAUAACCUGUCAUUCAUCGAGACGUCCGCUCUGGACUCGACUAACGUGGAGGAGGCCUUCAAGAACAUCCUAACAGAAAUCUAUCGCAUUGUAUCACAGAAGCAAAUCGCUGACCGAUCAGCUCAUGACGAGUCGCCGGGAAACAACGUAGUGGACAUCAGCGUCCCGCCGACUACAGACGGCCAGAGGGGCAACAAACUGCAGUGCUGCCAAAACCUGUAACCAUGACAACCAGCCCUCACCUGUCACUCAUCUCGUCUCCCUCUACAUGUCGUGCCGCUAACAUUCUCAGUUUUAUUGUGUAAUAUAAAUGUCUUUUUCUUUUUCUUUUUGAUAGCUUGUCCUCUCACAUACACACAUAUGACUGCCAUGAGUAAACUUUUACAGUAUCUGACUGAGCUCUGGAUUAUUGGCUGCAAGACUGUGGUUGAAAAAUGAAAAUCAGGUUUAAAAAUGCAAGUAAAUAUUCCACUAUCAUACAGAA